Molecule: messenger RNA, 1958 nt
Organism: Gekko japonicus
Lineage: Eukaryota; Metazoa; Chordata; Lepidosauria; Squamata; Gekkonidae
Gene: LIAS
Product: lipoic acid synthetase
Exons: 11
Coding region: 219-1391 (390 amino acids)
Biological process (GO): lipoate biosynthetic process
Cellular component (GO): mitochondrion
Molecular function (GO): lipoate synthase activity; 4 iron, 4 sulfur cluster binding
Source: RefSeq, a predicted model, not a curated record
UAGAAAGGCGUGUUUGCCCAGUGGUGAAGACAGCCGAGCUCUUCGAUGGAACGCGCGUUCGCUCGAUGGAGAAAACAGUUGACGUAGACUAGGCGGCUGAGCGCCGAGUUCUUCGAUCGAAGGCCAAGGGCCUGAGGAGGAUUUCAUGACAGGGAAUCCGGCUGAGGAACAAGGCGGGCGAUGCUCGUGAGGCCUCUCGGGCCAGGCUGUGGCUGAACAUGUCUGUGCUCCACCGGGCUUUCCCCUCUGGGGUUGUCGCCACAGCUGCUGCCAGAGCGAAUCUGUGGAGCCUUAGCUUGGCGGCACCGGGAAGCCCGGUAUUUAGAAGGAAUGCAUGUAACCAGUCUGGCGCAUCAGUUUCAUUACCAGAGGAACAGAAGGCACGUUUGCAAAAUGGACCUGAUUUACAGGACUUUGUAUCUGGGGAACUUUCAGACAAGAGUAAUUGGGCAAAAUAUAAAGGCAGUUUAAAGCGGCAGAAAGGAGAAAGACUACGACUUCCUCCAUGGCUGAAAACAGAGAUCCCAAUUGGAAAGAAUUACAACAAAUUGAAGACUACAUUGCGGAAUUUAAAUCUCCAUACGGUAUGUGAGGAAGCACGUUGUCCAAAUAUCGGUGAGUGUUGGGGAGGAGGAGAGUAUGCUACUGCUACAGCAACUAUAAUGCUAAUGGGGGAUACGUGCACAAGAGGUUGUCGGUUCUGCUCAGUCAAGACAGCCAGAAGUCCUCCUCCGUUAGAUCCCGAGGAACCAUAUAACACAGCAAAAGCAAUAGCUGAAUGGGGUCUGGAUUAUGUUGUGCUGACUUCUGUCGACAGGGAUGAUAUUCCUGAUGGUGGAGCAGCACACUUUGCAAAAACAGUAUCACACUUAAAAGAAAGGAAUCCGAAAAUUCUAGUGGAAUGCUUAACCCCCGACUUUCGAGGAGAUCUUGAGGCUGUAGAGAAAGUUGCUGUGUCGGGACUAGAUGUAUAUGCUCACAAUGUGGAGACAGUUCCAGAAUUACAGAGACAAGUUCGAGAUCCUCGAGCCAAUUUUGACCAAUCCCUGAAUGUUCUGAAGCAUGCUAAGAAGGUGCAACCUGAUGUAAUUUCAAAAACAUCCAUCAUGCUGGGCCUGGGUGAAACAGAUGAACAAGUACUCACAACCUUGAAAUUAUUACGUGACGCAGAUGUUGACUGUUUGACCUUAGGACAAUACAUGCAACCCACAAAACGUCACCUAAAGGUGGAUGAAUAUAUCACACCUGAGAAGUUUAAAUACUGGGAAAAAGUAGGAAAUGAUCUUGGAUUUCAUUACACUGCCAGUGGGCCUCUUGUGCGCUCUUCAUACAAAGCAGGUGAGUUUUUCUUGAAAAAUUUAGUCGAGAAGAGGAAGACAAAAGUGAUCUAAAACAACACAUGCCUGGAGGAAUUGCCAGUACUGCUUUAACGUAUAGUAUUCCCGGUGGCAGCAUCACGAAGAAACUGACUGAUACGCAUUCAGCUGGCUUUUGCGGACCUCAGAAUUAAACCUAGCCUCGAAGUAUCCAGAUUAUCGUUGAACUCUUGCAUGCUUUAAUACAGUAAAAAUAUAAUAUGUAUUCAAAUAACAAUGUCAAAUGGCAGAACCCAACCAAAGGUAAAUGCUGUAAAUUCUGGAAGAAGAUAUUUAAAUGCAGAUCUAACCUGUUCAUUCAAAUAAGACUUAAAGCACUUACAUAUGUCUGGAUCAUUAUCGCAGAGUCCCUAUCAUAAUUCGUGCCUUUUGAGAUUUAUCUGGUACUUGUGCAGUGUAAAAAGUCUGAUGCUGUGUAGACACUGCACGGUGAACACAGUUAGAUCUUACUGCCAGAUGUGACUAAGAGUGGAUGCAGUGAUGGUGUGUAUUGUCCUGGCAGUGUGAGCCCAUUCAGAACCUUUCACUGUGCAGCAGGAAGGGGCCAGUGACACGAUGCCCAUAAUUAAAUGCAGUUGGUUC